Molecule: messenger RNA, 1615 nt
Organism: Vicugna pacos (alpaca)
Lineage: Eukaryota; Metazoa; Chordata; Mammalia; Artiodactyla; Camelidae
Source: RefSeq, a predicted model, not a curated record
CCUUCAACUCCGCGGGGCAGGAGGAGUUAGUUAGCAAAGAGCCGAGGCUGGGCGCGCGACCUUCGUCCUUCUGCCCCUGGCCGCACGCUUUGCGCACAUCUCUUUUCUGCAUGGUGGAUAUUAUUUUUCAUUAUCCUUUUCUGGGUACUAUGGGGGAUCAUUCCAAGAAGAAGCCCGGGACGGCCAUGUGCGUGGGCUGCGGGAGUCAGAUCCACGACCAGUUUAUCCUGCGGGUGUCGCCCGACCUCGAGUGGCACGCAGCCUGCCUCAAUGAAACGAAAUCGGGUCUUAGAGGACUCGGCCGCCGCGAGGCGGGCGCGGGGAGGGUGGGUGGCGGCCCCUCGCACACCUCUGGCUCCCUUGCAGACCCGGGGUCCGGCCGGCAGCCCUCGCUGCGCCCGCAUGUGCACAAACAGACGGAGAAGACAACCCGCGUGCGGACCGUGCUCAACGAGAAGCAGCUGCACACUCUGCGGACGUGCUACGCCGCCAACCCACGGCCCGACGCGCUCAUGAAGGAGCAGCUGGUGGAGAUGACCGGCCUGAGCCCGCGAGUCAUCCGAGUCUGGUUCCAGAACAAGCGUUGCAAGGAUAAGAAGAAAUCCAUCCUUAUGAAGCAGCUGCAGCAGCAGCAGCACAACGAUAAGACGAGCCUCCAGGGACUGACCGGGACGCCCCUGGUUGCGGGCAGCCCCAUCCGCCACGAGAGCGCGGUGCAGGGCAGCGCUGUCGAGGUGCAGACGUACCAACCGCCCUGGAAAGCGCUCAGCGAGUUCGCCCUCCAGAGUGACCUGGACCAACCCGCCUUCCAGCAGCUGGUCUCCUUCUCCGAGUCUGGCUCCCUAGGCAACUCCUCCGGCAGCGACGUGACCUCCCUGUCAUCGCAGCUCCCGGACACCCCCAACAGCAUGGUGCCGAGUCCCGUGGAAACGUGAGGGGGACCCUUCCCCGCCAGCCCGCGGACCUCGCAUGCUCCCUGCAUGAGACUCACCCAUGCUCAGGCCAUUCCAGCUCCGAAAACUCUCUCGCCUUUGUAAUUAUUAUUAUUUAAAGAGAGAGGACUGAGAGAAGCGGCUGGGACAGCCCAACGCGCCGAGACGAAACCUGCUUUUACCAGACUGCAGAGCCCUGCUCCGAGGACUUUUAUUUUUACAAAACCAGAAUUUGGGAUUUACUAGCGUUAUCUCUGCCCUCUCCUCUCCCUCGCUUCGCGGGGCUGCUGCCGCUGGGUUUCCACGCCCCCUGCCCACGCACCCACCUCGGCGUGGAGAACGCGCAGGGCAGGUCCCGCGCAGAUCCCGCCCAGAGCUCGCCCAUGCGGUGUCUGUCUGCCCCAACCCGGCCCUGAGCUCCUAGGCGGCUUCGCCCGGGCUCUAGCAGGGAAGAGGAUGGGGAUAAUCCAGAGGAACAGACACUCCAUCCCCCAAAUCGCAUGAUUGCUGGAAAAAAAGUAGAAACGAAACUUUCCUUGAAAAUGUUUUAAAUUAUCAGUCGACGGAGGACAGAGUGUGUGAGCCUUUGCCGAACAAUACGUAAGUUAUUGUUAUUUAUUGUGAGAUCAGUCAGUUCAUAGUGGGACAAAUAUUUUGAUCUUAAUAAAAAAAUAAUAACCCGA